Molecule: messenger RNA, 5705 nt
Organism: Zootoca vivipara (common lizard)
Lineage: Eukaryota; Metazoa; Chordata; Lepidosauria; Squamata; Lacertidae
Gene: ADAM9
Product: ADAM metallopeptidase domain 9
Biological process (GO): cell-cell adhesion mediated by integrin; membrane protein ectodomain proteolysis; transforming growth factor beta receptor signaling pathway
Cellular component (GO): plasma membrane
Molecular function (GO): metalloendopeptidase activity; integrin binding
Source: RefSeq, a predicted model, not a curated record
CAGGAAUAUUCCAACCCCGCAAACAAAACAUUCAAAGGGGACGCGCGUGUCCAUGUCGGGACAGUCCUCUUCUCGGACCUCUUGGCCAGCCUCCUCCCGCCCGCUCUUCCCCGCUUCGUCGCCCUUCCCUUCGGAGCCGGCUCCUCCCCGGGGGUGGUCCCGGGACUGGGAGGCCGCGCCGCGCACGCUCCAUAAGCGGAGGGGCCGCUGCUCGGAGCCCCGAGAUCCCGGCGCGGCCACGGGGAUGGCGAUGGGGAUGGUGCGGGCCGCGCGGAGCUGCUGGCUGCUGCUGUUGCUCUUCGGGGCGCUGACCUUGCAGGCCGACCGGCCAGGUUUUCAGCCAUUAUCUCAGCUAUCUGCCUAUGAAAUUAUUGUCCCCAAGAGGAUAACAAGAAAACACCGCGAUGUGCUGACAUCCAGGGCAGCAGAGGAUGAACUAUCAUUUGAAGUUGAUGUUGAAGGAACAAAGUAUACACUUGAACUAGAAAAAAACAAAGCCCUUGUGCCCAAAGACUUCACCGUUUAUACUUACAAUGCUGACGGCUCGCUGCAUUCCGAGAUUCUGGAUCUCAAGGAUCACUGCCACUAUCAGGGAUAUGUAAAAGGAGUAGCGGAUUCCUUAGUUGCUGUCAGCACUUGCUCUGGACUCAGGGGAUUAUUGCAAAUUGAGAGCAUCAGCUAUGGAAUUGAGCCUCUGGAUCCGCCCUCAGGCAACAAACACGUGAUCUACCGGUUGAAGAACGUGACGGUAGAUGAGGAUCAUAUGCGGUGCCAGCUUCCUGGAAAAAAGUGGGAAGGAGGAGAUCCUCCGCAGCCCGCCAGCAAGACUCAGCGGCUGAGAAGAAAAAGAGGUGUCCUCCUACAGACAAGAUAUGUGGAGCUCUUUAUAGUCGUGGACAAAGAAAGGUAUCAGCUGUUGGGCCAGAAUAAAACUUCUGUUACAGAAGAGAUGGUGCAUUUGGUCAACUACCUGGAUAGUAUGUACAUAGCACUGAACAUCCGCAUCGUGUUGGUUGGCUUGGAGAUCUGGACUCAGGAAAACAAGAUCCGCCUGGAAGGAGGUGCAGGAGACGUUCUUGCCAACUUUGUGCAGUGGCGAGAGCAGGAGCUUGUCCCGCGCCAAAGACAUGACAGUGCACAGUUUGUUCUGAAGAAAGCAUUUGGUGGCACAGCAGGGAUGGCUUACGUGGGCACCGUCUGCUCCAAGAGCCACGCCGGAGGCAUUAAUGUGUUUGGGCCCAUCAGUGUGCAGAUGUUUUCAUCGAUCGUUGCUCAUGAACUUGGCCACAACCUAGGAAUGAACCAUGACGAUGAAAGGAAGUGUGACUGUGGUUCAGAAAACUGUAUCAUGAACUCUGGAGCAUCAGGAGCCAGGAACUUCAGCAGCUGUAGCGAGGAAGACUUUGAAAAGCUAACUCUGAGCAAGGGUGGGAGCUGCCUCCUCAAUAUCCCCCGGCCUGAGGAAACCUAUAGCAUCCCGUACUGUGGCAACAAGCUAGUAGAUGCUGGAGAGGAAUGUGAUUGCGGAACACCAGAGGAAUGCCAGUUUGAUCCUUGCUGUGAGGCAGGAACUUGUCGACUCCACCCUGGGGCUGAUUGUGGUUAUGGAGACUGCUGUCACAACUGUCAUUUCCUGUCCAAAGGCACAGAGUGCCGUGAGCGGGCCAGUGAGUGCGACCUCCCCGAGUUCUGCAAUGGAACUUCACAGUUCUGCCCGCCAGACGUCACCAUUGAGAACGGGCACCCUUGCCACAAAGACGAGGCUUACUGCUACAACGGGCUCUGCCAGUAUUACAAUGCCCAGUGCCGGGGCAUCUUUGGGCCAAAAGCAAAGGCUGCUCCCCAAAUCUGCUUUUCUGAAGUGAAUUCCAAAGGUGACAGGUUUGGAAAUUGCGGCUACCAUGGGCAUGACUAUAAGAAGUGCUCGAGCUGGAACGCCAUGUGUGGGAAACUCCAAUGUGAGAAUGUGCAAAGCCUUCCUGUCUUUGGAAUCGAACCUGCCAUUAUCAAGUCUCCCAUCCAAGGUAACACCUGUUGGGGUGUGGACUUCCAGCUGGGAUCAGACGUACCAGAUCCAGGGAUGGUGAAUGAAGGCACCAAAUGUGCCCCUGGAAAGAUAUGUAAGCACUACCAAUGUGUGGAUGUCUCUGUUUUGGGUUCCAGCUGCAAUGCAGAGCAUCAGUGCAAUGGACGAGGGGUGUGCAAUAGCAAUAAGAACUGCCACUGUCACCCGGGGUGGGCCCCUCCCUACUGUGACACCAAAGGAUAUGGCGGCAGUCUGGACAGUGGACCUCCAUACAAUGAUGUGGAUAACACCACCAGAAAUUGGCUGCUGGCCUUCUUCUGCCUGAUUCUCCCUCUCCUGUUGCUUUUGCUCUUCACUUACCUCGCGAGGAAUCAGUUGCUGCCAUCCUUAAUGCCGUCGAUAGAGGCUUGUUGUGGGCGUUUCAGAAGAAGGUCAGACAAUAGGAUACAGGAGUCGGUACACACUUCCUACCCACCAAACAUUCCCUAUUCUACAAGGGACAUGUCGGCUCCUAUGAGCACACAAGCAAACAGAUAUCCUGUGCCAGCGUACACAGCUAAUCUGCAACCAUAUUGUGACACUUAUCACCACACUUCCCUGGAGCAGCACUGCAUCCCAAUGAGGCCUCCACCCCCUGUGCUGAAGACUGCAAAAACUCAGGAACCAAUUUACCCUUCUCGGCCUGCACCACUGCCUCCCGUAUAAAACUUCAGGUGUGUCCUUCACAACCCCCUCUGUUCACAGAGCUGGAGCCGCACCUGUUUUGCAUAAAGUGGCCCUUGAAACCUUUUCUUUCCCCCCAGCGCUGGAUAAGAAACGGAACAAAAUGCAAUACCAAGGAAUGUAAACUUACCAAACAAAUACCUCUACCAAAGCUCUGGGAACUGAAACCACUGGGCCUUUGAAAACUCUCUGUGCUGCGGUUGGGCUACAUUGCUGCAGAAGUGGGUCACUUUCUGGGUGUUAACUGUACUUCCCCCCCCCUUUUAGGGUUAUAUUUAAUCAUACAUGGUAUGUGGGUUCCCCCUCACAGAGAAUAAAACAUUGAGUGAAGAUGGACAUAACAUUAUUAGAGAUCAGUAGGAAAUCAAUUAGGAUUAAUUAGGAAAUGUUACUGUUUUUAAUCUAAAUCUAUAUUUUUCAAAAAGACUCAUAUCUUGAAGGCAGGCAGUUCUGCGUUUGCAGCGGAGAUCAGCUUAUGGUUAGCACUGAUUGGCGGAAGCUUAUGAUGUCCCCCAGAAGCCCACCUCCAAAAUCUGGAGCAAUUUUGCGCUUGUAAAAAAUUGUGCUUUUAAAAAAUGACUAAGACUAGCAAUGGACCUUUUUUUGCACUUUUACAAACAGAAAAGGGCAGCCUGAAGCAUGGCAGCUGAACUGGCCUGCAGAGCUGAGAAGAAGCCAGGCUCACACUAUGAUUGAGUUCUCUUUUUAAAUGUUACAUCUGUCUUCAGAUCCCAAAAUACCACUCCCCUCCCUCCCCCAGAGAAGAAGGGGUGAGGGAAGAUCUACACCAGGAAGAAGGGAGGUGGGAGGAAAGGUCAACAUCAGAAUCUGCUCCCCCAGUGGAUCCUGCUGCCCGAGGUGGCUGCUUCACCUUGCCUCAUGGGUAGGUCAUCCCGGCCUGUUGUUGUGUAGAGGCAGGUGUUAAGAAUCGCAGUUCAAAUUAGACCAGCACAUUUCUAGGAACAACAAUAGCUUCAUGUUAUGUGUGGGAACCUGUACACAAAAAGUCAAAACUCAUGUUGGACUGAAGUUCAUUACUUGUGUGCACGUAACUAAAAGGGCUUGCCGAUCAGAAGGUAACGUAAACUAGGGCUUGCCGAUCAGAAGGUUGGCGGUUCAAAUCCUCGUGACGGGGUGAGCUCCCGUUGCUCGGUCCCAGCUCCUGCCCACCUAGCAGUUCGAAAGCACGUCAAAGUGCAAGUAGAUAAAUAGGGACCGCUCCGGUGGGAAGGUAAACGGUGUUUCCGUGCGCUGCUCUGGUUUGCCAGAAGCAGCUUUGUCAUGCUGGCCACACGACCCAGAAGCUGUACGCCGGCUCCCUUGGCCAAUAACACAAGGUGAGCGCCACAACCCCAGAGUCGGUCACAACUGGACCUAAUGGCCAGGGGUCCCUUUACCUUUAACUAAAAGGCACAAGGUGGAAACACCAAGAAACAUCCCAAUUGGUGGAGAGAGAAAAAACCCAAUUUAGUUCAGUGAGACAUACUUCCAGCGCCAUCCUAGGCACAUUUAUCUGGAAUUAAGCGAACUGGGAUUUACUCCCUGGUAGGUGAGUGUAGGAUUGCAGCCUUAAUCUACUUCUUGCAAGAAGUUGAAAUGUAUUGUUAGCAUGUUUAUAUGUUUUAAUAGUGUGUCUCAAUGUUUAUUAUUAACACAUUUUAAAACAUAGACAGUUUGAACUGUCUGCUGGCUGACACUAAACUGUAGAUAAAAAAAUGUUAGGAUACUUUUACUUAACAAUUUUAGGUUACGGAAUAAAUUCUUCUAAUUUACCACUAAUGGUUAUUCAAAACAAAGGUACAAGAAAGUCACUUUUUGGGGACUAGGCUGGGGAGUGGGCUGCUCACAGUUCACAAGGCACUUAUAUUUAGCUCUCAUGAAUUUUCUUGAGUCCAAGUAUUCUAGCUUUUAAAUCAACAACAAAAUAAAACAUUAAGUGAAACACAGAGAGAUGCUUGAGUAUGUGAUGGCAAAAGCACAGAUUCAAUCUUUGGUACCUCUCUGUGGGCUAGUGCAGAGAUGCCACAGGUUCUUCCACCAUCACCAGCAAUCCUGCUGCUUCCACAGUUUGGCAUUUGUCAGACUCAGAAAGAUGCUAUGCAGAUACUGCUAAUGACAUGCAAAUUAGUGGCAACUCUUCCAUCUAGUUCUACUGAUGUAUUUCCAAUGUGGCCUUCAGACACCCAUGCAAGCUACUAAGAGCUGCUGAUGUUUCUCGUCUCUCUCUGUGUGUGUGUGUUUGCUGUUGGGAAUGUGAUCAUAACUGCUGACUGUGCGUACUAACCUGCAAAGUCAGUAUGCACUUUCCAGCUACUUUGCAAUGCACACACUUCAACUCAGCACACUUGCUGCAACAUCUUAAAUGUGAGAGCACCAGCCUUGGUGCAAAAUCCAUUUUUUAUUUAACCCCAUUGAAACUGUUAUGAGCACUUUAAACCCUAGCAGCCUGCUGAAGAAUUCAGUAUACUGUACAAUACGUAUAUUUCAUCACUUUUUCUUUUUUUUAUGUUGCUUUUUGUGUCAGUCAGGAUGUUUACAUUGGCUAAAUCUUGUUGGAUUGAAUUGCAUCAAUCUUUGCACCAUUGAUUAAGCCAGAUUUUUUAAAGAUGUACCUGCUAAAGAGAUUCUCUUUGACUGGGAGCUGUAGACUGAGAUUAGCUGAGGUGGCAGGGUUUCCCUGUGUGCUGUGCUUAGAUAGUAUAUUGUUCAUAGAAUCAUAGAAUUUCAUAAUGUGCAAGGACCGUUACAAAGAUACGGCUGCUACAAUAGCUUCAGAGAAUGAAACAUUUUGUAUUAAAUUAUGCUUAGAAUUAUUCCCACAUGGCUGCAAAUAUUCAGCAUAUGCUUGUUUGGUGAAUUUCUUCAUAAUUCUUGCCAAAAGGAAGUCUUUAACAGUGUGCAUAUAUUCUUAUAUAAAUAUAUGUCUGCAGUUGCAAUAAUAAAAUACUCGAACUAU